AUGAAAAUAUUCAAUGGAAGAGGAUCCAUGACUUGUUCAUUUACCAAUUUGAAUGGACUGCUGGAAGACGACAAUAAGAAUACAGGAAAAAGAGAAAACAAGGCAUUGUAUUUGAAUGGUUCCAGUUAUGGGACUCGAGGAAACUUAUCAUCAUUGGGAAUUGAAAAGAGUUUUACUGUAGAGGGUUGGAUUAAUUUACCAAUAGGAUAUUCUUCUGCUAAACUUCCAUUUGUAUGUUCCAAUUCAAGUGAUUUUUGUGUGUAUAUAGAGAAUUGGAAUUUGCAUACACAAAUAGGAAGCAGAAUUGUCAGUGGAUCAACUGUGUUACCAGCAAAUGAUUGGACACACAUAGCAAGUGUGUAUAAUGCACAAGAAAAGUCAGUAACAUUGUAUGUCAAUGGUGUAAAUGGAUUAGAUGUUCAGAUCACAGAUGCUACAGAAAUUGUUUGGGAUGGUAACAUGGCAUUGUAUCUAGGAUCAGAUCUUGUACACUACAUGCAGAAUGUGAAGGUUGAUGAUGUAAGAAUCUACAACAUCCAAAUUCCAGGCUCAGAUUUAGAUUUGUAUUGGCAGACUGUUGGUAUGGAGAGGGAACAGUCGAAGCAAAUUAUGGCAGCACAUUAUAACAUGAACAAUCAAACUGAGCCAUCAAUCAUUAUGGACUUAGGACAAAGAAAUAUAGAUAUGAUCAUGACUGGUAGUCCAUUUUUUGUAGAGAGUACAACAGAUUAUUCCAGAAAUCCAGAUAUAAUCUUCACUACAACUAAGAAACAGUUGACAAUUUUAAAGAAUACACACGUACUAUAUAUAAAUACAACUAUAUCCAUGAUUUACAAUAAACAACAGUCUUUCUGCAUCAUGUUUUUGAAACUUUCGUCUUUAUAUUUGUUCUGCCGUAGAUUCUGUAGCUUUUCAGUAAAGGGUAGAUCUCAGGGUAAACAUUUUGGUGUGAAUUCUGCCAAUAGCAUCUGACCACUUGUUAGUAAGCAGUUGACACUGCUGAUAUAAUCAAGUACUUAUAGCAUGGUGACCAGACCCAAUAUUGUUUAGAUUUAAUCAACAAACAUACUAUAUGGCUACUUUAUAUAUAUCAUUGGAUUCAGAAAAAUGAGUACUAUUGAAAUAUCGAUGUCGUCAAAAAGAAAUGUGUUAACAGUUUUGCAUAAAAUGAGGUCAAAGAUCAAAUUUUGUUUUUAUUUUUUUCUUCCAUUCUUUCAAGAAAUUGGAAGAAAUUCCUAACAAUUUAGGUUAAAUUCUAGAUACAUACAUUU
This is a messenger RNA of Mytilus trossulus (common blue mussel), 1271 nucleotides long. RefSeq lists its product as uncharacterized. NCBI's taxonomy places the organism in Eukaryota, Metazoa, Mollusca, Bivalvia, Mytilida, Mytilidae. The record is from RefSeq and is a predicted model, not a curated record. The transcript is spliced from 8 exons. Bases 1 to 972 code for a protein of 323 amino acids.